This is a messenger RNA of Pseudovirgaria hyperparasitica, 1323 nucleotides long. Its product is annotated as kinase-like protein. Lineage: Eukaryota; Fungi; Ascomycota; Dothideomycetes; Acrospermales; Acrospermaceae. Gene Ontology annotation, biological process: endocytosis; signal transduction; peptidyl-serine phosphorylation. Bases 1 to 1323 code for a protein of 440 amino acids. Gene Ontology annotation, molecular function: ATP binding; protein serine/threonine kinase activity. The transcript is spliced from 6 exons. The record is from RefSeq and is a predicted model, not a curated record. Gene Ontology annotation, cellular component: nucleus; cytoplasm.
AUGUCGAAUUCGUCCUCGAACGUCGUGGGCGUCCACUAUAGAGUCGGCAAGAAGAUUGGCGAAGGCUCUUUCGGUGUUAUUUUUGAGGGAACAAACCUGCUCAACCAGCAACAGGUUGCUAUCAAGUUUGAGCCUCGUAAAAGCGAUGCACCCCAGUUGCGAGACGAGUACCGCACGUACAAAAUACUUGUGGGAUGCCCUGGAAUCCCUAAUGUCUACUACUUUGGCCAAGAAGGCCUGCACAACAUCCUAGUCAUUGACCUUCUGGGUCCCAGUCUUGAGGACCUCUUCGACCAUUGCAACAGACGGUUCUCCAUCAAGACCGUGGUAAUGGUGGCGAAGCAGAUGUUGUCGAGAGUGCAAACAAUACACGAGAAAAAUCUCAUCUACCGUGAUAUUAAGCCAGAUAACUUCCUCAUCGGACGACCCGGCUCGAAAGCUGCCAAUGUCAUCCACGUAGUCGACUUCGGCAUGGCAAAGCAAUAUCGUGAUCCCAAGACCAAGCAGCACAUUCCUUACAGAGAACGUAAAUCACUCUCAGGAACUGCCAGAUAUAUGAGUAUCAAUACACAUCUUGGCCGCGAGCAGUCCCGACGAGACGAUCUAGAAGCUCUUGGGCAUGUGUUCAUGUAUUUCUUACGCGGUGGCCUGCCAUGGCAAGGACUGAAAGCCGCCACGAACAAGCAGAAAUAUGAGAAGAUCGGUGAGAAGAAGCAGACCACCGCCAUCAAGGAGCUGUGCGAUGGAUUCCCUGAGGAAUUAAACAAGUAUCUGAGCUACGUCCGCAACCUCGGUUUCGAGGACACUCCCGACUACGACUAUCUACGCGAGCUUUUUACGCAGGCGUUGAAGAGUACCGGCGAGGUUGAAGAUGGCGAGUAUGACUGGAUGAAGCUGAACAAUGGUAAGGGCUGGGAAACCCUAAAGAAUCACCCUACGGGGGGUCAUCUCCCACACAACAUCACAGCCACCAACCGUGAACUAGGCGGCCAACGUGCCUCGCGCACCCCGGUUACUCGCGACGACAUCAACAAGCCACUUCCAAGGCCUGGUGCAGCCCGUCAGCCAGGCGGUAUGCGGGCACCACGUGGGCUAGAUUCGAGCAAUUACGACAAGCGGCAGAGCGAGGCGAAGCUCAAUGCCCCGGAAGGAGGUUCGGCAGUUGCACAAUUCCAGAACAGCCAGUCAAAUCUCCAACCAAGAAACAUAAACGCUCAAGGUCAGAUGACCCCGACACCGGCGCAGGCCACCGCGAGGGGACCACAACCUGAACCGAAAGAAGGGGUUGGAAAGAAGAUCAUGAAGGUCUUGUGCUGUGCGUAA